CACAGAGUGGAGAGCAGGUCUGCAGUCUGAAUCUUGGAGUCGCGAAGACCCGAGACGAAGCUUCGUGGCUGCUCGCUGCGUUAGAUGCUGGGAUUACCACAGACAGACCUGCCGCAUCAUCCGAUCACUGACUGUACACGCUCCGAGGCUGGGGUCGAAAACUUCCCCAAACGGCCGAGGAAAGAGAUCCUAUUUCGGAUCCUUGGAUACCAUCUCUUGACGGGUGCUUUAUGAAUCUCUGUCUAAUGGCGAGCUGAAACGUGGAUUUAUUGGAAGUAAAAUCGACCAAAAACAUAGGAACAAAACAAACUGAGGGAGAAAUCUGUUGGAUUUGGAACAUCUGUUACGUUUGUGGAAAGGAGAAGAGAUUCUCGUCAUUUUAUUUAUUAAUUUUUGGGUGGUGGGUAAUUCACUGGCCAAUUGUCUCCCCCCCCCCCCCACGGUUUGUCUUUUAGGUGUGAAGUCUAUCUUAUCAGAGAGAGACUCUGAACCCCUUUGGUCCUCCGCAUGACAUGGUUCAGCCCAGCUGUGAGAUCCGAGCCUCCUCCAUGCAUUGGGAUUUUUCUCAGCUCCGACACCGAGUGAAUCUCCCUUUUCUGAGCAUCUGAGAACUCAUCGUGCCUGGCAGGAAAAAAAAAAAAAAGAAAGCCCCUGCCAUGACCACCACUUCAAAUCGGCACGGAGCACCGGGACUUGUAAGGAGAGCGGAAUCCGUAAGGAGAAGGGGAGAUGAUGGCAUUGGGAUUUUAGCUCUAAUGAAAGCAGGAAAUCAGGCGCGCUGUUAUUGGACCCAGGUGCUGCUCUUCUACAUGGGAUUGCUGAUGCUGGUCGCCACAGUUGAGGCUCAGAACUGCAGUUAUACUCUUCACAGUCCCAAUGGGACAAUAGAGAGUCCUGGAUACCCUUAUGGUUAUCCAAAUUAUGCCAACUGUACAUGGGUCAUUGUGGGAGCCGAUCAUAACCGGAUACAGCUGGUGUUUCAAGGCUUUGCCCUGGAGGAGGAUUUUGAUAUCCUAUCUGUGUACGAUGGGCCACCUAGCCCCGGGAACCUGCGGACAAGGUUAACUGGGUUCCAGCUGCCUUCACCCAUUGUUAGUACAGGCUCCAGACUCACCUUGUGGCUGCUGUCUGAUUAUGCUGUCAGCGGGCAGGGAUUUAAAGCAGUUUAUGAAGCUCUGCCCAGUUACACUUGUGGUAAUCCUGGCCAGCUACUGAAUGGCUAUCAACAGGGGUCCACCUUCAAUAUAGGGGAUAAAAUCCGCUACAGCUGUAGCCCUGGCUAUGUGCUGGAGGGUCACACCACACUCUCCUGCCUGGCCACUUCAACUGGGACCGCUGCCUGGGAUUUCCCCCUUCCCUACUGCAGAGCUGAUGAUGGAUGUGGAGGGACACUGCGGGGCCAGAGUGGGGUGAUCACCACCCCCAAUUACCCAGCUGAGUAUAACAACAAUGCUGACUGCACCUGGACUGUACUUGCUGAACCUGGAGAUACCAUAGCCUUGGUUUUCUCUGACUUUCAGUUGGAGGAUGACUAUGACCUGCUGGAGGUCAGCGGUACUGAUGGACCUUCACAGUGGUUUACUGGUCCCAACCUCCCCUCGCCUAUCAUUAGCAGCAAGAACUGGCUUCGACUUCACUUUACAUCAGAUGGCAACCAUAGGUUGAGAGGGUUCAGUGCCCAGUACCAGGUGAAGAAGAUGACUGAACUCAAAUCCCGAGGUGUAAAGAUGCUGCCAAGCAAAGAUAACCACCAUAAGAUAUCAGUGUUGUCUCAAAUGGGUGUAGCGCAAGGACACAACAUGUGCCCAGAUCCUGGGAUUCCAGAUCGUGGGAAAAGAAAAGGCUCUGACUUCAGGCGAGGAGCUACAGUGCAUUUUUCCUGCGAUGAGGGUUAUGAACUGCAGGGUUCAAAGAGCAUCAGCUGCCUCAGAGUGACAGACAGCUAUGUGGGCUGGAGUGAUGACCGGCCUAUCUGCAGAGCACCAAUGUGUGGCGGUCACUUAAAAGGGCCCAGUGGUGUCAUCACAUCUCCUAAUUAUCCCGUUCAGUAUGACAACAAUGCUAACUGCACUUGGAUCAUCACAGCAACAGACACAUCUAAGGUGAUCAAGCUGACAUUUGAGGAUUUUGACCUGGAGAGAGGGUACGACACCUUGACGGUGGGUGAUGGUGAGCUUGUGGGGGACCAGAAGACCAUUUUCCACGUCCUUUCUGGUACGACAACGCCAGACCUUGUGGUGAGCACUAGUCACCAGAUGUGGCUAAACUUCAAAACAGAUGAUACCAGUGGCUCCCUUGGAUUUAAAGUCACCUAUGAGGAGAUCGACCAAGGCAGUUGUGGAGAUCCUGGAAUCCCAGCCUAUGGCAAACGGGAAGGAACUGGCUUUCGCCAUGGGGACAAGCUGUACUUUGAGUGUCUGCCUGCCUUUGAACUUGUGGGAAAGAAGAACAUCACCUGUCAGAAGAACAACCAAUGGUCCGCUAAGAAACCCAGCUGUGUUUUUUCCUGCUUCUUCAACUUUACUACUCCAUCUGGGGUGCUGCUGUCUCCCAACUACCCUCAGGAAUAUGGGAACAACAUGCACUGUGUGUGGCUCAUCAUCACCAACCCUGAGAGCAGAAUCAACUUGGCCUUCAAUGACCUUAGCAUGGAGAAACAGUUUGACUUCCUUUCAAUUAAAGACGGCGGAAAGGCUGAAUCUCCAAUUCUGGGAACCUUCUCUGGAGAUGCCCUGCCUCCUCCCUUAACAACAAGCGGUCAUGUGACCCGACUUGAAUUCCUGACGGACCAUACUUACACAGACAGAGGCUUUAACAUCACUUUUACUACGUUUCGCCACAACGAAUGCCCAGAUCCAGGGGUGCCAGUUAAUGGAAAGCGUUUUGGCGAGAGCCUCCAGCUUGGCAGCUCCAUAUCAUUCCUUUGUGAAGAGGGCUUUGUUAAGACCCAUGGCUCUCAGACUAUAUCCUGCAUCCUUAAGGAUGGCAACGUCGUAUGGGACAAUGCUGUUCCUCGUUGUGAAGCCCCAUGUGGAGGAGAUCUGAAGGCUCCCAGUGGGAUCAUUCUCUCCCCUGGCUGGCCCGAACUGUACAAGGAGGCCCUUAACUGUGAAUGGGUCAUUGAGGCUCCUCCAGGCUAUCCCAUCAAGAUCAUCUUCGACAAGUUUCGUACUGAGGUCAACUAUGAUGUUCUUGAAGUGCGGGAUGGGCGGUUUCCCUCCUCACCUCUGAUUGGAAGUUACCAGGGCACCCAGGUUCCACAGUUUCUCAUCAGCACAUCAAAUUUCCUGUACCUCCUCUUUACCACUGACAAGAGCCACUCUGACAUCGGCUUCCGUAUACGUUACGAGACCCUGCAGUUACAGUCGGACCACUGUGUGGAUCCUGGCAUACCUGUAAACGGGCAGCGACAUGGCAAUGACUUCUACGUGGGCGCUUUGGUGACAUUUAGCUGUGACGCUGGGUAUACACUAAGUGAUGCUGAGCCUUUAGAGUGUGAACCGAAUUUCCAGUGGAGUCGCCCCCUGCCUGGCUGUGAUGCUUUGUGUGGUGGUUAUAUCCAGCGCAACACUGGAACCAUCCUCUCUCCUGGCUUUCCUGAUUUCUACCCACACAACUUGAACUGCACAUGGACAAUCGAGACCUCCCACGGAAAAGGUGUUCAGUUCACCUUCCACACCUUCCACCUUGAGAGUCCUCAUGACCAUUUGCUGGUGACGGAGAAUGGCAGUUUCUCUCAGGCCCUCUGGAGACUGACGGGCUCCACUUUGCCUCCUCCUUUAAGCGCAGGCCUGUUUGGGAACUACACAGCGCAGAUCCGCUUUCUCUCUGACUUUUCUGUUUCAUAUGAGGGAUUUAACAUCACUUUCUCAGAAUAUGAUUUAGAGCCCUGUGAGGAUCCUGGAAUCCCUCCAUACAGCACCAGAAAAGGUCUCCAGUAUGGAGUCGGCGAUGCCCUCAUCUUUUCCUGUUUCCCCGGUUACCGACUAGAGGGUCCAGCGAGGGUGGUGUGCUUAGGGGGCAGAAGGCGGGUGUGGAGCUCCCCUCUGCCAAGGUGUGUUGCUGAAUGCGGCUCUUCCGUGACUGGCAUGCAAGGAGUGCUCCUCUCACCCAACUACCCUGGUUACUACGGCAACAACCACGAAUGCAUCUACUCUAUCCAGACACAGUCUGGCAAAGGUCUUCAGUUGAGAGCACGGGACUUUCGACUGGAGGAUGAUGAUGUUCUCAAAGUUUUUGAUGGCAGCAGUAACAAGGCUCGUCUCCUGGGGGUGUUUACAGGAAACGAGCUACUAGAUGUAACCUUGAACUCCACUUCCAGCUCCAUGUGGCUGGAAUUCAUCAGCGAUUCUGAGAACACCAGUAAAGGCUUUGAACUGCACUUCACUAGUUUUGAGCUGGUUAAAUGUGAGGAUCCAGGUGUUCCGCAGUUUGGCUAUAAGCGAGAAGACAAAGGUCAUUUUGCAGGGAGCACCGUGUCCUACAGCUGUGACCCAGGCUACACCAUAAAAGGUCCUGAGGUGCUCACCUGCCUCAGGGGGGAGAGGAGAGCCUGGGACAGCCCACUUCCACUCUGUGUUGCGGAAUGUGGGGGCACAAUUAAGGAGGAGCCUGCUGGUCGUAUUCUGUCUCCAGGAUACCCAGCUCCAUAUGAGCACAACCUGCACUGUGUUUGGACCAUUGAAGCCGCUCCAGGAAGCACAAUCAGUCUGCAUUUCCUGGUUUUCCACACGGAGGAGGUCCACGAUGUGCUUCGGAUCUGGGAUGGUCCACAGGAUGGAGGAGUCCUGCUGAGGGAACUGAGUGGCUCGGCGCUGCCCCCGGAUGCUCACAGCACCUUUAAUACAAUCACUCUGCAGUUCACCACAGACUUUUUUACCAGCAAGCAAGGCUUUGCUUUGCAGUUUUCUGUGUCUACUGCAACCUCCUGCAAUGACCCGGGCAUGCCGACUAACGGUACCCGCGGCGGCGACAGCAGGGAGCCUGGGGACCAUGUGGUGUUCCAGUGUGAUCCUGGCUACAUCUUACAGGGGGUCAACAGAAUCACAUGCACAGAGAUCAAUGGUCGCUUCUUUUGGCAACCAGACCCCCCAACAUGCACAGCUCCAUGUGGUGGGAACCUAACGGGUCCAAGUGGGCUGAUUCUGUCUCCAGACUACCCUGAACCUUACCCACAUGGAAGAGAGUGUGACUGGAGAGUUACUGUCACACAGGACUAUGUCAUUUCGCUCAGCUUUAACCAUUUCAGCCUGGAGCCCAGUUAUGACUUCUUGCAUAUCUAUGAUGGGCCAGACUCCCUGAGUCCCUUGUUGGGUAGUUUCUAUGGCACCGAUGUUCCAGAUCGCAUUGAGAGCAGCUCCAAUACGCUCUUCAUGGCAUUCCGCAGCGACGCUUCCCUCAGCAGUAACGGAUUUGUGCUGCAGUAUACAGAAAAUCCCAGGGAAUCUUGCUUCGAACCUGGCCUUGUGCGUAAUGGGACGCGGGUGGGCACCGAUCUCAAGCUGGGCUUCACUGUCACCUACCAUUGCGAAAGUGGCUACACUCUAGAGGGAGACCCAACACUCACUUGCAUCAUGGGGGGAGAUGGCAAACCGAGCUGGAACAAACCCAAACCCAUCUGCAUAGCACCAUGUGGUGGACAGUAUUCUGGAUUAGAGGGAGUAGUCUUGUCUCCUGGUUACCCUGGCAACUAUACCAGUUCUCGAACCUGUUUGUACUCUGUAGCCGUGCCCAAGGAUUAUGUGGUCUUCAGCCAGUUUGUCUUCUUCCAAACUGCUUUGAAUGACAUAGUGGAGGUUUAUGAUGGACCAACACAACAUUCCCGUGUUUUGAGCUCUUUGUCUGGAGCACACACAGGUGAGUCGUUGCCAUUAGCGACCUCCAAUCAAAUCCUGAUUCACUUUACAGCCAAAGGCCAAUCCAACUCCAGAGGAUUUCAUCUGGUCUACCAGGCUGUGCCAAGGACCAGUGCCACCCAGUGCAGUUCAGUGCCUGAGCCACGAAAUGGCCGGCGCAUGGGCAACAACUUUGCUGUCGGUAAAGUGGUCCGCUUUGAGUGCAGCCCAGGUUAUGUGCUAGAGGGAUCGAGUGCCAUUGAAUGUUUAACGGUCCCCAAUGCCUUGGCGCAAUGGAACAGCUCCAUACCCAGCUGCAUUGUUCCGUGUGGAGGAAAUCUGACCCAUCGAACUGGCACCAUCUUAUCACCGGGCUACCCUGAACCUUACCUUAACAGCCUCAACUGUGUGUGGAAGAUUAAUGUUCCUGAAGGAUCAGGGAUCCAGAUCCAAGUAAUCAGCUUUGUCACUGAGCAAAAUUGGGAUUCACUGGAGGUCUUUGAUGGAGGUGACAACACUGACACACUGCUUGGCAGCUUCUCAGGUACAACGGUUCCAGCCCUUCUAAACAGCACCUCGAACCAACUCUACCUUCACUUCUUCUCAGAUAUUAGUGUGUCUGCUGCUGGAUUCAGGCUGGAAUACAAAACGGUGUCUUUGACCAACUGCCCAGAACCUGUAGUUCCUAUGAAUGGUAUUAAGAUUGGGGAGCGUCUUCAGAUGAAUAACGUGGUGUCUUUUCACUGUGAACCUGGCUAUACUCUACAGGGGAAUUCUCACAUCACCUGUAUGCCUGGAACCGUCAGACGAUGGAACUAUCCACCUCCCCUCUGCAUUGCACAAUGUGGUGGAAUCCGGGAGGAGAUGGAGGGAAUGAUUCUCAGUCCUGGUUUCCCUGGAAACUACCCUAGCAACAGUGACUGCACCUGGAGAAUAUACCUGCCAGUCAGUUAUGGAGCCCACAUACAGUUCCUGAACUUCUCAACAGAGGCCAACCACGAUUUCCUAGAAAUACGCAAUGGGCCCCUUGAUACCAGUGCUGUUAUUGGUCGAUUCAGUGGCCAGGAUAUUCCAUCAUCUCUUCUCACUACCUCCCACGAGACCACAGUUUAUUUCCACAGUGACCACUCGCAGAACAAACCAGGUUUCAGGUUUGAGUACCAAGCAUAUGAGCUACAGGAAUGCCCAGAUCCAGAGCCUUUCCAUUAUGGUGUGGUGGUUGGUGCAGGCUUUAAUGUGGGCCAAUCCAUUUCUUUUGAGUGUCUGCCUGGAUAUCUACUGAUGGGACACUCCAUCCUCACCUGUGAGCAUGGCACCACCCGCAACUGGGACCACCCAUUUCCUCGCUGCGAAGUGCCUUGUGGUGGCAACAUCACAUUAGACAACGGGACCAUCUUCUCCCCCGGAUACCCAGAGGAGUACCCAAACUCAGCUGACUGUACCUGGCUCAUUUCAGUGGCUCCUGGCUUUGGAAUUAAACUUAAUUUUACCUUGCUUCAGGUUCAUGGGCCACAUGACUUCAUAACUGUCUGGGAUGGUCCACAGGAGACUACUAGAAAACUAGGUGUCUUCACUGACGGAGAGCCUAAUGACCCACCCUGUAGCACAUCCAAUCAGGUGCUAAUACGGUUCCGCAGUAACACAGAGAAAGGCGGAUUAUUCCGUAUUACUUAUCAAGCUUACAGACUUCAGUACUGCCUGCCUCCACCCAUCAUUCCUAAUGCAGAGAUCCUGAUGGCAAGCAAAGAAUUCAAAAUUGGUGAUAUAGUUCGCUACAGAUGUCUUCCAGGGUACCAGUUAAGUGGAAAUAGCAUCCUGACAUGUCGACUGGGAACACACUUAGAGUUUCAAGGUCCUCCACCAUCAUGUGAUGUGACGUGUCCAAUGAAUGAGGUGCUAACAGCUUCCACGGGUGUCAUUAUGAGCCAGUCCCCCGGCACCGGCUUUCCUCAUUUCGAGUCUUGCUCCUGGGUGGUUAAAGUAGAGUCUGGCUACAACAUAACCUUCACAAUUGAACACUUUCAGACCAGCCGUCAGUUUGAUGAGCUUGAAAUCUUUGAUGGCCCAUCCAGACAGAGCCCGCUCCUUAUUACCCUCAGUGGUAAUUAUUCCAGUCCGCUGAGCAUCACGAGCUCCAAUAACAAAGUCUACCUGCACUGGUCUUUUGAUCACACCACCAGCCACAAAGGCUUUCGCAUCCGAUACUCAGCACCCUACUGCAGCCCUCCAAAUAACCCAGUAAAUGGCACAGUGCACAGUCUUACUGGGUCCAAAUUAGGCAGUACUUUGCGCUUCAGCUGUGACCAGGGCUUCCGACUUAUUGGCCAGACUAGUGCCACAUGCACCCGCACUGCACAAGGGAUCCAUCAGUGGAAUGCCCCAGUACCACUUUGCCAAGUCAUGUCCUGUGGAAUGCCUGUUGCCCCUGUUAACGGCAGCAUUGUUGGCCAAGACUUCUCCCUUGGGUCCAGGGUCACCUACCAAUGUAAUCCAGGGUUUCGGCUUGCCGGUCCUCUUACCACCUCAGUGGUUUGCCAAGAAUCUGGGAGGUGGAGCUCCAUUGAGGCCCCUCCAAGAUGUGUUCCGGCCACCUGCUCUGACAUCAGCCACUCUGCUGUUGAACAUGGAAGAUGGAGACUAAUCUAUGGCACUCAAAACCAAUAUGAUGCUAUAAUGAUGCUCAUAUGUGACCCAGGAUAUUACUACAGGGGUCAAAGGAUCAUUCGCUGCCAAGCAAAUGGCACCUGGAACUACCCUGAUCCUCGCCCAGUCUGUGACAUUAUUUCCUGCGGAGACCUUGGCACACCACCAAAUGGUCACAAGAUUGGAACUUUGACUGUUUAUGGAGCCACAGCAAUUUUCUCCUGUAACACAGGAUAUACCCUGGUGGGAUCUCGGGUACGGGAGUGUAUGUCCAAUGGGCUUUGGAGUGGAACACAAGUCCAGUGUCUAGCUGGCCAUUGUGGCACUCCAGAGCCAAUAGUUAAUGGCCAAAUAAUUGGGGAGAAUUACAACUUUCGAGGCAGCGUUGUUUACCAAUGUAACCCAGGGUUUCGUCUUAUUGGUGUGUCAGUGCGAAUCUGCGAACAGGAUCACCGUUGGUCAGGAAACACCCCUGUUUGUGUUCCAAUCACAUGCGGCCACCCUGGAAACCCUACGUUUGGCAUGACCCAGGGAACCCAGUUCAACUUAAAUGAUGUUGUGCAUUUUGUAUGCAAUACUGGAUAUGUUCUGCACGGAGCUGUUAAAUCUACCUGUCAGGCCAAUGGACAAUGGAACAACGCCCUACCUAAGUGUAAAAUUGUAAAUUGCACAGAGCCAGGCCAUGUGGAGAACAGCAUUAGACAGGUAUUGUCCAGUGGGCCACAUCGGUACAGCUUCCAGACAACGGUGACCUACCGCUGCAACCCUGGCUAUUAUCUGCUGGGAACCAGCUCCAUCUCCUGCCAAGGAGAUGGCACUUGGGACCGCUCCUUACCCAAAUGCCUGUUGGUGCUUUGUGACCGCCCCAGCAUGCCUCCAUACGCUCAGAUCUCUGGUGACCGUCGAACAGUGGGCUCAGUCAUUCGCUACAGCUGCAUGGGCCAACGUAACAUCAUUGGAAACACUACCAGAAUGUGCCAGCUGGACGGGCAGUGGAGCGGCUCACCACCACAUUGCUCUGGGGAAUCAAAUGGUCUAUGUGGGGAUCCAGGCAUACCUGUUCAUGGCAUUCGUCUUGGAGAUGAGUUUACUGUGGGCAGUGUUGUGCGUUUCAGCUGUGAACCUGGUUAUGUUCUAAAGGGUUCACCAGAGAGAACAUGUCUAGCCAAUGGCACAUGGCUAGGAACACAACCAGAGUGCCAUGUGAUUUCUUGUGGAAAUCCGGGAACUCCACGAAAUGCCCAGAUCCUUGUUCAUGAUGGACUGACUUUUUCCAGAUCCAUCACUUACAGUUGCAGGGAAGGUUACUACUCUACUGGACUGCUUACUCGACACUGUACUGUAAAUGGGACCUGGACAGGCAACAUGCCAGAGUGCUCAGUAAUCAAUUGUGGUGAUCCCGGAGUACCAGCCAAUGGAGUAAGAUUUGGGAAUGAUUUCACCUACAACCGAACCGUCACCUUCCAGUGUUCUCCUGGAUAUACCAUGGAUGCUGACAGAGCCUCUUCUCUCAUCUGCACCAAGGAUCGAACCUGGAAUUGCACCAAACCGCUCUGUAAAGCAAUUGUUUGUGAUCCACCACCCCUUAUCCCAAAUGGGCAGGUUGUUGGUACAGACUUAACCUGGGGCUCAAGCAUAAGUUACUCCUGCAACCAAGGCUACCAGCUGUCCCUGCCCACUGUGUUAACAUGCCAGGGCAACGGCAACUGGAGCGGAGAGAAACCACAGUGCUUUCCUGUAUUCUGUGGAGACCCAGGAAUGCCAGAUCAAGGCAGAAGGGAGGACCGUGGUUUUACCUAUCUUUCAUCUGUCUCUUUCUCCUGCAACCCUCCCCUCAUCUUGGUUGGCUCAGCCAGGAGGUACUGCCAGUAUGACGGCACUUGGAGUGGAACACAGCCCUCCUGUAUAGAUCCAAGUCACACUACCUGUGGAGACCCAGGCAUUCCACUCUUUGGAAAUCAGAACAACAGCCAAGGCUACCAGAUUGGCAGCACUGUGUUCUUUAACUGCAGAAAAGGAUACUUAUUGCAGGGCUCCAUUUCACGCACAUGUCUGCCUAACCUAACCUGGAGUGGAUUUCAACCUGAGUGCAUUGCCCACCACUGCAGCCAGCCAGAGCUACCUGCUCAGGCUGAUGUUAGAGCCAUUGAACUGCCAUCCCUUGGUUACACACUGAUCUAUACUUGUCAGGCUGGCUUCUAUUUGGCUGGGGGAUCAGAACACAGAACCUGCAGAUCCGAUGGUAGCUGGUCAGGGAAACCACCACUGUGUGCAGCUGAUAAUCGGCCAAGUGGGAGAAUCCCUGUGGGCACUGUACAAGAGCCUCCAUCUAAACUGCCAGUUCCCGGUGGUGUGUUUGCUAAAAACUCCCUCUGGAGGGGUUCCUAUGAGUACCUGGGAAAAAAGCAGCCAGCCAUGCUUAGCAUCACUGCCUUUGAACCUUUUAGCAACCGAGUUAACGGGACGCUGAUCGACCACAGUGGGGUGGAGCUUAAAUUAGCAGGAACAUAUAAGAGGGAGGAAGCCCAGCUGCUACUGCAAGUCCACCAGAUCAGAGGUCCUGUAGAGAUCUUUGUGAACAAGUUCAAAAUAGACAACUGGGCCCUGGAUGGACAUGUGUCCUAUAUCUCCUCAUCCAACUCUUUUGUGUACCAGGGAUUUGUCAGAGGAAAAGGCUUUGGCCAAUUUGGUCUCCAGAGAUUGGAGAGUUUGGAUCCCAGUAGAGACAACCCAGGCUACAACUUUGCCUCCAACAGCAGUUCAGUGGCAGCUGCCAUUCUAGUGCCUUUUAUAGCCAUGAUCAUUGCAGGCUUUGCUCUCUAUCUCUAUAAACACAGAAGAAGACCCAAAGUUCCCUUCAAUGGUUAUGUGGGCCAUGAGAACACAAAUGGUCGGGCUACCUUCGAGAACCCAAUGUAUGACCGCAACAUCCAACCCACUGACAUCAUGGCUAAUGAGACAGAGUUCACAGUCAGCACAGUGUGCACAGCUGUAUAGCAAUGUUGCAACCUUCAGUCAGUUAAGGAAGGAAAGAUGCACCAUAACCUCCGCUGCCUGCUGGCAGAAAACAACUAUAGUUCGUUGUGCAGAUGGAAAGAAAAAUAUUAUUUUAUUUGCUUAAAUACCUUCAAGAAACAUCUCCAGACGCAGAGCCUCGUACCAGCAGGAAACAAGAAAAUAAACUAUGUGAGAGCAACAACUUUAUCAAAGGUCAACAAGAAACAACUCUUUGUAACUUACAUGGUUCCUUGAUCAUGUUCUAUAUUCUGAGGAAAAGCUUCCAUCUGAACCUGCCACCGGCAUGAGUACUGCUGGAGGCAAAGCUGUGAUGACUUUUCUCAUCGCCCUUCGCCUAAACCCAAAGGGACGUUUGUGUAAGUCAUUAAAUGUACCUGUAGCUAACAAAGAACUCUGUGCACUGUAUGGUGGGCAGCCACACGUCUGUGUGUGUGAGGCAAAGAGAAACUGUCUGGACUGUUGAGAUUCAUCUUUCUUUCGGUUUUCUAUUUGUUUUUUGUUUGUUUUACUGUUUUAAUCUGUCUUUCUUGUGUUUUAUGCUGACAGCUUUCUGUGAUGAGUAAUUGGGAACAUUAUUUUCUCUCGGAUCUCUGCUAUUGAGGCUGUCAAAAGCUUUCAUCGAAGGCCGAAAGUUUAAAGAUUUAGUUUUCAAGGCCAUCUAGGAAACACACUGUUAUCGUUACUUUGUGAGCUCUUCCUCCUAUUUUUCUUUUCGGGUGGCUAAAGAAGAGGUUAUAAGGUCGCUAGAGGUAGAGUUGUUUGAAGAAAGUAGAGAAAGAACUUAUGUGACUAUAAUAGAAAGAUAGAGUGUCUGUGUACGGAUCUGUGGUUUCAACCAAAAACAUUAUGAUUCUUGUUGUUUUGAAUAUAGCAUUUAAUUUUAUUUUAGGAAGGUUAGAUCAGGAAGCAACAUAACUUAAAUAUAACCCAUCAAUAAAGGUCUGCCCAGUGGAAGAAAAAGAUUUUAAUCUAGGUCCAAUCAGCAGCAAUGGUUACUUCUCUUCUAUUUUCACUUUGUUGUUGUUCAAAUGCAUUCAUAUUUUGUGUUCAAAGACUAAUUAGGUGUCAAACAAGCGGAAAUGAUCUUGAGAAGUCAAAGAUGAUCUUUCUCUCAAAUGGGGACAGAAUCUGUGAUGCAUAUCCAUGGACAUAAUUCAUUCAUUUUUCAUUCAUAUCCACAUCUCAGGGCAAAGCUGUAGCACCAACUCAUGUAUCAUUCUACUAAAAGGAAUAGUAUAUACAGGAAAUAAAAUUUUGCUUUCACCUUCCUUUUUAGUCCAAGAUCAACCUUUAGAUUUUUUUUUUCCCUGAUUGAAAGUGGCACUAUUUUAUUCUAUGAAUAAAAGGAUACUUUGGGUAUUUUAGGUGAAGUUCUGGAAAGGUUCUAUCAGUAAGUUCCUGAUAGUAAAAGUAAUAGUAUUAGUAAUAAUAGUAUUACUUCCUGAUAGUAACUUAGUAGUUCCUUUAUCGGUAGUCGAAAGAUGUCAUUUUUCUGUAGAUUUUUAGAAAAGUGAGAAAAUUAUAAGUGCAGUGGAAGGCUGAAAGCUAGUUAGAAACCCCAACAUAGCAGACUUUUUCUAUCCACUGGAUAUGAUGCUAUACUAGCAGAUAUUAAGCAGAAAUUAAACAUCUUCACUUUCUUGAUGAUGUCUUGUAAAAGUUUAGACGGGUUAUAUGCACUGAUACGAUAUUUCAUCCAACAAAUGUAUUAAAUUGCUUAAAUCAACUAAAAUAGGGAUUCCAUCUUACCAGCUGCAUUUCUUCACAUUUAUACAAUCUUAAUACCAUAUUUCAUUUUCUAGUAGACGUAAAAGAAUUAUUAGUGAAAAUAAAACUUUACAGAACCUUCACUAACCCUUUAAGGUGCAAUAGUAUCUCCUUAAACCUGGCCUUAGGAAUAGAAAUAUCAAAAUGCAAAACAAAUCUUGUUUCUUCAAAAUGUUCAAAUGAAGGCAUCAGAGUUUCAAAAGUGGAUGAGUCAUUGUUGCAUUCCCUGAGGAUCACGUUAGGGUCUUUUCUCUCCAAGUUAACUUCUGACAGCCCCAUCCUUUUAAAAAGGCAGAGUGUUUCUUUUGUUUUAUUUUCCGCUCAUCAUAAAAACGUUGAAGACUGCUUGCCUGAGGCUGUGACAGCGGGGGAGUCGCUGGCAUGCUGAUUACUGCCGUGCAUUAAAUUGGAAAUGAUAAAUAUGAUAUAGGAAAAAAUAUUUAUGCCUUUAAUGCUGACACCCCUUAUCUAGCACUGCUGGGGAGGAAAAUACAGAGAAAUAUUGUUUGUAGAGUGCAACACACAGGAGAAAUGCCAUCAAAUUUAUCUGUGGAAAUGUGCUUUGCGUGUUGUGUUCUGAUGGGAGGACUUUUAUGACCCAUUUUGUAGACCCGUUUGUCAUGACGAUGCCCAAUUAGGUGUAUUGUGCUUGAAUUUCCCUGAAAAAACGUGAGCCUUUACUUGUAGCUUCCUCUUAAUUUAGGUGUCAAACUCAGAAACCAUUAAACUGGUAAUAUUGUAGGGUAUUUAUUUAUUUACAAAAUUGAGUAUCAGACUACAUAAAAACAUAUUGAAACAUCCAUACUAUUUCUUUUUUUUUCGGUGCAUUGUUAAAAAUCUGGAAAAUUAAACCCAGAGUGCAUAUUAUUUCCUAGAAAUCAAGUCCCUUGAAACCAAUCAAUGCAUUCUUCCCUCAAUCAUUUUCACUGUGGUUCAGUAAUUGCUUUGACAAUUUUAUUACUUUUAAGGCUCUCGUUUAUCUUGACCGUUCCAGUAGAAUAUUUGGCCAUUUUUCUUCUCUGGAGUUUGAGCGAUAGAAAAGGAAAUGAUUAAAUUACCCUGAAGAUUUCACGGAGAGACGAGCAGUUACACUCAUAUAAUCCCGAAGACUCCCGUGUUGAAUUCUUAUAGUUUUGUGCAGCAGUUGCAUGGUGCAUUACAUUUAUUUUUGCUCUAAAGCUGCGCUCAAACAUCUCAGCAGAAAUGAUGGCUUUAUUUAUCUGUUCAGGCCACUUUGGUGGAGCCUUUCCUCUCAAUUUACUCUACAAUGGCAGCUUUUCACACACUUCUUUAAAAUGGGUUCAGUAAUUUAAGUAGCUCAUGUUAUUGUCACCCCACAUUCCCCUACAAUAAACCAAUUCUAUUUAGCAGAAUGGUGCUGUAUAAUUUAAGAAACAUAACCCUGCAGAGGAUUUCAUGUAAAUGAUUGUACUAAGAAGAGCACAUUCUAAAGAAAUUCUGAAAUGACCAUUCAAAUGGCCAGAUUUUUAGUUUUCAUGGUUUUACCUACUCCAGUUUUCAAUAAGCACUUUAUGUUUAUUUUAGUGCCUUGUCAUAAUUCUUAAAAUCACCAUUCAUCUUUAGCAGCUCUUUUUGUUUAAUAAGUCCCAACUAUCUUUACUAAAGUUUAGGGGUCAACAUAUCUUUUCAGAUAUUGCAAAAUGGAGCCCUUCAGUUAGUCCCUGAUUAUGUCUCUGGCUGAGUGCCCACCUAAUACAGAGAUACUCCUGAAGUACUGAAGAGACUGUGAGCCGAAGGAAAAAUAGCUUCUUAAAAUGUCAUAGUAGAGAUCCAUUUAUUAUCUCUGUAUUUUGUGUCCUAGAAUGAAUAUCCAGAAAUCUGUCUACUUGUUUUUCACUGAUGUCUGACUGAUAAAGGCCCCUUUAUCAGUCCAAGAAAAAAAUCCACAAUUCAUCCAAAAAAAGUUAUUUAGUUUUUUAGUGGAAACAAAACUUUAAAAAAUAUAUGCAGUUAAUUGUGUACAAAUCUUACUUUUCACUUUAUAAGAUUUAAAUCUAUGGAGCUGUUUUCCUUUUUACCAUCUUGCUUGGCCCAAAAGCAUCUCACUGCACUACAGUUAUAUGAAAGUGAAGAUCAGUGAGUGUUUGAUUGAGCUGUCCUGCAACAGUUAGAGCUGAACCUUCCUUGAAAGCAGCUGGUGAAUUUGUGCUUCUUUUUUGCAUAUUUUAAACCACUAACUCUGUUCAUUCUGGCUCACUUUCGUUAUCAGCCCCACACAGCUCUGAGUCCCCCUCCUGCUCACCAUCUCUUCUAUAAUGUAACACACCACAGCUAUGGUCUUUGCAUUCCCUCUCAGUCAGAGACCAGACCAAAAGUCUCCCACUUCUCUCUCUGCAGCUAGAGCUCUGACUUUUCAACACAGGCCACACUCUACAUGUAGUGAUAAACCAAGCAAUCCAUCAGUUAUGCUAUGUGGCACUUUCUGCAGCAGCUAUCAUUUAUAAUCUCCCAUCUUUCACUGUCACCACAUAUUAAUGGCUACAAAAAGAAAAAAAAACACCUAAAGCUCUGCAGCUUGCCUUUACCCUUCAGCCAAUGUCAUUGUGUCAGGGGAAAUGGAGUAAAGACGAAAAUUCAAUCUGGGAGACUCACCCCUCCUACAGCUUCACCCAAUGGCUUCUCCGUGCGUCUCCAUGCCAACCAAUCAACUUCAAGUCUGCAAUAAUCCUGAGCCAAUGAUCCUUCAAGGCUCCACAUUUAAAGUCUCCCAUUCAUGGAUCUCUGCUGUCAGUCGAGCUUCGACCCUCCUCCACCCCAUUGCCUCCAUCGGAUUCUCAGUUCCAUUAUCAUCAGGUCUCCUCUCCAUCACCAGUACCAGAUCCGGGGGAAGACAAUUCUAAUCCUAAGACGUUGAUCAGUUCAUGCAUCAUCAGGAUUCAUGUCUUCCUCUGAGGUCUGAGCGUCAAACAAAUAAACAUCCAUUGUGUAACUUCUCUAAUCGCAAUUUGUGUUUCUUAUUGUGAGUCUCUACAGGAUUGAAAUGAAGGUGCACCUCAAUAAAUCACAACAUCAUUGAAAAUUGUUAUUUAUUUCCUUAAAUCAAUUCAAAAACAACAAUUCAUAUAUAGUGUUAUUAUACUCAGUUUUAUAUUUCAAGCAUUUAUUUUUGUUAAUUGUGAUUCUUAUGGCCUAAAUAAUGACUCAAAACCCAAAAUGUAGUAUCUGAGAAAAUUAAAAUAUUACAGACUUAUAAAACAGAAUUUUAACACAGACAUGUUGGCCUAUUGAAACAUAUGUUGAUGUACUGUACAUUGAAUUUAUUUAAUAUUUGGUCUGGGCUCCUAUGCAUGAAUUAUUGGAACGAAUGCUAAGGAGGUGAUCAGCCUGUGGCACUCUUGAGGUGUUAAAGAAGCCCAGGUGUGUUUAAUACCGACCCUCAGCUUGUCCGUAUUGUUAUCCCUUGGGUCUAAUUUUUCUUGACAAUGCCUCAUCCAUGUGGUGGAUAGAUCUGUGUGUAGUGACUGUCGAAGCACCUACUCCAGUUGUAGUCCAAGGCUUGUGAAUCUCCCCUCUCCCUUGAAUGGACUUUGCCACUUGAGGCUGCAGUUGACCCUACUACGUGUGCACACAUUUCUGCCAGACGUUUUCCUUCCACUUAACUUUCUAUUAAAAUGCUUGGAUAUAGAACUCUGACCUUUUUUGUCUGUAUGUCUUAAUCAUCACAAUUUACUAAAAUUAAUGCUUGAAAUAAAUAACUCUAUUUGUAAUUAAUUUGAAUAUAAGGUUCAUUUUCUGAAUUGAAUUAAUGCAAUAAUUAAUAUUCUAAUUCCUUAGGAUGUACUUGUAAGGAUUCUUAGAGCAUGGGUUACAGAUAAAGAACAAAUCUUGAGUUGAAUUUAGAAAAAAUGGAGUUGCAGUUUCUUCAUUCACAAAUGAAUGUAUUUUAUUUUUUUAGGUCAUCAGAUUUAUGUGGUCUACACUGUGUUCAAUGUUUGGAAUCAACUUUUUUGCCAGAAUGAUUUAUUCUUGGAAAAAAAGUUUUGGAAAGGAAUUGUUAAGCAAAAUACUUAAAAAAAAACAUAUUUUUUGUGACCACAAACCUUGUUCAUUGUUAUUUAAAGAGGUAUGAUAUCCCAUCUUUACUGUCUUUUUCUACUGUAUUUUAUUUUGCUUUUGUUUUCAAGGUACUCUCAUGCAGAUUGUUUAUUAAACUAAACUUGUAAACUCAAAGCGCCUAAGAGGGAUCAAGGUGGUUCUUGAAUGCCUCAACAGAACAACAAAGUAGUGAAGGGCAAAGAAAUCUAUCUUGCUGCACACCAAAAGGGAAACUUGUAAAGAACCCAACAAACAUGAACUCAAGGAGACUGUAUCAACGGAGCAUCUGCAGAGGGAAAGCAUCUCUAAGAAAAAAUAUGUUAACAAAUAAAAAAAUAUAACUUUUUGUACAGAGAUAUAUUUUUAUGGAAAUACAUUUGUAAUAUAAAAAGAGAAAAUGGAUUUACAUAUAUGUAAAUGAUUUUCUUUUUCAUUAUUGUAGUACAAAUGCUAGUGGGGAAUAUAUAAAAAAAAUCUCUAUAUAAAUAUAUAUAUAUAUAUAUAUAUAUAUAAUAUAAAUAUAUACAAAGAAAAAUAGAAACAAGGCUUUUGUAUUUGUAAAAAAGAUUGUAUAUAAAAGUUUACAUACAUACAUACUGUACAUAUGUAAGACCCACCAUGGCUUGUCUGCAACAUAUAAAAUGUAUUUUAUCCGUCUGUAUAUGAUGCUUUGCAUUGUGUCUAAGCUUAUUCUACUUUCUUGAACUUGAAGCUUAUUUUGAAAGUUUUUGGAAUAAAAUAUAAAACCGACCCUCCA
Girardinichthys multiradiatus is the source of this 18075-nucleotide messenger RNA. It is a transcript of the gene csmd2, whose product is annotated as CUB and Sushi multiple domains 2. The record is from RefSeq and is a predicted model, not a curated record. The coding region runs from base 657 to 11474 and encodes 3605 amino acids. The transcript is spliced from 72 exons. NCBI's taxonomy places the organism in Eukaryota, Metazoa, Chordata, Actinopteri, Cyprinodontiformes, Goodeidae.